ACGAUCUCCUCUCUCUCUCUCUCUCUCUCUCUCCACCAUUUCGCAGUCGCUUGUGAGAACUACUGAGUAGAGAAGCUCAGCAAUGGCGCACUUGGGUGGAGGAGGAGGCGAAGCUAGGGUUCGAGUGGUGCGUUGCCCUAAUUGUGACAAGCUUCUCCCGGAGAUCCCCAAUUUAGCACUUUAUCGUUGCGGGGGUUGCAAUGCGGCACUCCAAGCGAAGAAGCCGAUUCCGCCGCCGGGAUCUUUGCCCCAGAGAUCUGGUGAAGGUAAUGUCGAUUACUUCGGUAAGUUGGAUAAUUGUUUGGAAAGGAAAAGUGGAUUUACACGGGAGGAAAUGGUGAUGGUGAAUUCAAGGGAAGGUGAUUAUAGUCAUUCUGAAUCUGUAGUUGGGGAUGAGGAUGUAAUUGGAGAACCCAAAACUGCAAUUUUUGAUGCUAUGGGCGAUGAUUCCGCCUCCGAUUUUGAGGAAUUGACCAAAGAGAACAUAGUGAGGAACCUUUUGAAGAAUCAUAACUGGGUUGGAACAAGUAGGGUUAACUCUCCCGGCCAAGAUCGCGUUGAACUUCUAAGGAAGCUCGAUGAGCUGAGAGACCACAUUAGUCGAUCUUGCGAAAUUGCCGAUAGGCCGAAAGAGAGGAGGCCGGUAAGUAGAAGAACGGCCUCGUCUUCGUUCAACGAUAAAAGCCGUCGAACUGGGUUUCCAGGAGAGCGUUCACCACUGCAUCGCGUUCCGGCGUGCCAUUCACAUUGUGCAGAAAAGCGUGAUAUGAGUGUUUCGAAUUGUUGUUGCCCUUCACAUUCUCUGAAUGGCUUCCCCAAAUACGGGGAUAGAUUUCCAAGGGUGCCGUAUAGCCGAAGAACACAACACAACUAUCGUUAUACUCAUUUAGAUCCAAGUCCUGUCUUUUCUAAUCAUUAUGAUAGUUCAUACCAUCAGAGUGUGUGCUCGUGUUUGCAUUGCUACGGCCAACAUUUGCUACCACCAAGGCAAGUUCCUCUUAAUUACGUCACUAAUCAGAGGGCUAGUUAUUUCAAAGAAAAGUAUGGGCUUUACCCUGUUGAUAGAUCUUCAAUGCCUGGUUCAGAUUAUGAUGAAAGGUCUACGAAUUCGCCCUUACAUUCUCACGAGUUGCAAACUAAGAGAAGGGCAGCAUUACUUAGGAAGAGGCCUGAACGCUCUUUUCGCCCUAUAGGUGGCGCUGCUCCUUUCAUUGUAUGUCAUAAUUGUUUUGAAUUGCUGCAGCUACCUUUGGAAGUUCUCGACAUGCCUAAGGGAAAGAAUAAGCUGCGUUGCGGAUCAUGCUCUCAAACUAUGAUAUUCAAGCAUGAUGGAAAAACAUUUAAAUUGUUCGAUUCCCAACCACCCAUGCCAAUGAAUGAAACUAGCGAAAACUCAAAUAGCCUGAAUAACCAAACUUUGUGCUAUGAAGAUAUUUUUGAUGGAAACCCUGCCAUCUCCUACUCUGAAGAUUAUGAUAGUCGAGGAGAUAACAUACAUUUAGCUGAUUCAGUUUCUCCUGCAGCAAGCUGCCAAAUGACAGAAAGAGAAUACGAGUUGAGCUAUUCAGCAAAAAUGGAGGGCAUCUCCAAAUCAUCCAGUAGCUGUAAGGAUGUGGAGAGCCCAAAGGCUAAAAAUGAUUCAGGAUAUGAGGAGCUUAUUGGUGUAAACCCUAUCCAUUCCUACUCUGAAUAUUAUGAUAAUUCACAAGAUAAUAUACAUUUAGACGAUUCAGCUUCUCAUACAACAAGAUAUGAAGUGACCGAGAGAGAACGGGAGGUAGACAUGAGCUAUUCACUGAAAAUGGAGGGCCUGCCCAAAUCAUACAGUAGGCGUAAGGAUGUAGAGAGCCCAAAGAGUAACAAAGAUUCAGGAUGUGAGGAUCAUGAUGGUGGAGAUUGUCUUGUCUCCUACUCCAAAGAUUAUAAUAGCCGACAAGAUAACAUCCAUUUAGUUUCUCCUACAACAAGUUCUAAAAUAGAAGAUAGAGAAUGUGGAAUAAACAUGAGCUAUUCAGAGAAAAUGGAGGGCCUAUCCAAAUCAUCCAGUCGAUCUAGGGAUGUGGAGAGCCCAGAGAAUGUAACAUGUCAAAGAGAUUCAGAUAGUCACACUGAAUUGCCAUUUGAUGGCCAAAUGGCUUCGCGUGCUUCAUCCCUCCGUGAUUAUUCUUGUUAUCCAUUCAUUAAUCAGGAAAUUGAUGGUUUUGAUGAGGAAAACAUGAGCGAAAAUUUUGACCACACGGAUGCUGCCGACAUUAAUGAUGAUUUUAGGCGGCAAUCCAAUGAUGAUUUUCGAGUGUCAAGUGAGAUGAAUUUGUCGGGCAGUGAAUAUUCGCAUUCUGGGUUUUCCCAAGAUUCUCGUGAACUACGACGAGGAGAAGAUCAGCCUUCGAUUGCUAAGAAUGGUGAUUCAUCUUUUGCUGGUAUUUUCAAGAAGCGGUUCAAGGACUUCUCUUUAUUCAACCAGUCUGUCGAGAGAAGUAGAACUAAAGUUUCAGUUAAUGGUUACCCUAUUUCUGAUCGCUCGCUAAAGAAGGCUGAAAAGAAGGCUGGACCUGUCGAUCCUGGUGAUUAUUGGUAUGACUACCAUGCGGGAUUUUGGGGCGUCAUGGGGCGCGAAUGUCUUGGCAUUAUUCCUCCCUUUAUAAGAGAAUUCAAUUAUCCCAUGCGUAGAAACUGCGCUGAUGGCGACACUGGAGUCUUUGUAAAUGGGAGAGAACUUCAUCAAAAAGAUUUGGAAUUGCUCGUAAAAAGAGGACUUCCGCCUAUUACUGGGCAAUCUUACGUUGUUGAGAUUUCGGGAAAAAUUAUUGAUGAGGCAUCUGGCAAGAAGUUGCGCAGUCUCGGCAAGCUUGCACCAACAGUUGAGAAACUAAAACGUGGAUUUGGCAUGGAAGUUCCCGAAGAGAUGAAUUAGCUGACAAAACACUCUUAACGGUGGCUCUCCUUCAUUGGUAUUCAUUCUCAUCAAAUGUAACUGCAAGAUCGACAAACUUCGAUGAAGUGGCCGACUGGUGAAGGUGGAAACAGGCUCACCAAUGCUGUUUCCUUUUUGGAACUAUGUCUGGAAUCUCUAUCAAUGCGGAUAAAUGAUGGCAUAUGCGCGCAAUCAUAUAUCAUUCAACCUUAUCUCUUACGCCGUUCUAAAGGUGUAUGGUUUAGUUUUUGUAGGUUCUUUCGCUGUUGUAUUAUUUAAAGAAUUGCAUCUGAUCAGCUUGUAAUACCAUUGUUUAUCUGUUUAUCAACUGUGUAUAUUCCAUUUACGAUCUCAUUGUGAUAAUUUUAUUGCAUAGGAUUGAGCUGAGAAUUGGUCAUAAUGACAACCUCAGUUUUUGAUGUUUUUAGUACAGAGUUUGGUUGUAAACGACUGAUGCUUUACUUACAGAAAAUUUGUUCCAACCCACAGUUUUUA
Molecule: messenger RNA, 3409 nt
Organism: Ananas comosus (pineapple)
Lineage: Eukaryota; Viridiplantae; Streptophyta; Magnoliopsida; Poales; Bromeliaceae
Exons: 6
Coding region: 83-2914 (943 amino acids)
Biological process (GO): regulation of defense response to fungus
Source: RefSeq, a predicted model, not a curated record